AUGGCAGCACGUGCAGCAAAUAACAACCGGGAGCCACAGCCGCCGUUGCCGCCGACGCAGCCGCAUCCACCACCGCCGCCGACGCAGCCUCAUCCACCACGGCCGCCGACGCAGCCGCAUCCACCACCGCCACCGACGCAACCACCGACACCGCCGUCAGCACCACCGACGCCGCCGCCACGACGCACGCCGACACCACCACCCCAGGAUAAGGAGGGGCGCCGGUGCGAGCGGCAGCAGGCCUGGGAUGUGGACCAGGCACACGUUGCGCAGACCCUCCGCACAAUCGGGAUGGGCGGACGUGGCCUGCACCAGCGGAAGCGGAGGCCCGCGUGGGGAGGAGGUUGGGUGGAGGACGGAGCCGGACGACGAAAGCCCGACGGAGAACCCGGAGAAGGGUCCGUGGGUGUGGCCCGCGCCACCACCACCGAAGAUCGCGUGGCAGGAAUCUUGCCCAGAAGCUCGCCAGCCGCCACAGCGACCGUGGAGGGAGCUGGAGCGAAAGGAGUGGCCACACCGGGUGGUCGAAGAGGCCGAGCUGCAGGCGGGCAGACGGCACAAGGACCGCUGGGCGAAGUUGCUCGAGCUGGGCGGCCAGCGGUUCCGCCUAACGGUUCGGCGCGGAAUCACUUGAGCUCGCUUUUGACGCUGGUGACCUGUGAUUCCAAUUCCGAAGCGAAGUCGCCCGUAUUUGGGAUGCCUUUCGUUGACGUGAUCUUCCUCCACAUGAGAUAA
Messenger RNA from Drosophila santomea, 735 nucleotides. RefSeq names its product WAS/WASL-interacting protein family member 3-like. NCBI's taxonomy places the organism in Eukaryota, Metazoa, Arthropoda, Insecta, Diptera, Drosophilidae. The coding region runs from base 1 to 735 and encodes 244 amino acids. The record is from RefSeq and is a predicted model, not a curated record. The transcript has 2 exons.